This is a messenger RNA of Effrenium voratum, 1198 nucleotides long. Lineage: Eukaryota; Dinophyceae; Suessiales; Symbiodiniaceae. The record is from the annotation of a GenBank genome assembly.
CAUUGUUUCUGUUGCGGGUGUGCGCUUUUCCUGCGAUGCAUGGCGGAUGGCAUUACUGACCCUUCGCUGGAGGCCAUGCGGCAUCACCUGGACUGGUCAAGCAAGCAGCGCCGCAUUCUGACAGCCAACGGCACGGCGGAGGGCUUCUAUUGUGCUGAGAGGGGUUAUGACUACGACACGGCUGAACUGCCGCAUCACUUCCUGAUGCAUUCCACAACCCUAGGCUCCACUCGCCGAAUGUUUGAGAAUUGGCGGGAGACAACAGCUCGGUGUCCCAUUGUUGGCGCUUGGAGCCGCCCGUUGUUCUAUGGAGGGUGGGAGCAUUCAACAGACCGAGACGAGGCAGUCUUCAACCUGCAGACAGGAUCCCUCUUUAUCGACCUUCGCGUGCCCCUCACACGCAAAACGCUUUUGGAGGCGCCAGGUGCCCGCAUCACAUGCCUUGAGGAUAUGGAUGCUUUGCAGCUGGCCUGCUAUGCUCGCCAGCACAUUUUCGCCGGCUUUUCCAAGGCGGAGAGCCAGCCUCAUCCAAGCCUGAGUUGGGGCUGGAGUUGCACCAGGCACCACUGCAUUGAUUGGAACUUCGUAGGUGUUGGCCGCACUCGCCCCAACAAGUGGUGGGUUGAGCUGGGCAACGAUGCUUGGAAGGAGUGGGCGUUUGCCACGGACCUUGCAGGCCAGCACUACUACUGCGAGCGCUGGGAGAGGUAUUGCGGAUCAGCCGUUGGACCGGUGGUUGCGCUGCGCAAGUCUCAGGAUCCAGAUGGGGUCAUUGUAAUCGUUGGCGAUCAUUUUAAUUAUUGCCUGGAUCGCAGUUGCAGCCUGGGUGAAGCACAAGCAAGGUACCCCUCAGCGACAUCACUGGUGGAUCUUGUGGAUGCGGCACUAGCGCAGCAUGAUCUGAAGACAGCACGUGCAUGCUUGAGCAUUCAGGGAGGUCACGGGCGGAUUUCCAAGGGAUGGCAACUGGACUGUGCCAUUGAAUUUUGGAAACAAGGAAGGCCGCUCUGGAACAGAGAAGAGGUGUCCGUCACAGGCAUCUCUCUGGACGAUUGCAUCGUUCUUUGGAAGGGUGAAGAGUGGUCAGUCUUCGAGUGCAGCCUUGAUUCUCCGCAGGCCCUGGCUGCACUUCUGAGGACAAGCUUGUCCAGCUUGUAGCUGGCUUUCGGGCGAGAGGCAAUCAGCCUAGCUUUGGCCA